This is a messenger RNA of Dissoconium aciculare CBS 342.82, 1980 nucleotides long. RefSeq names its product alpha/beta-hydrolase. NCBI's taxonomy places the organism in Eukaryota, Fungi, Ascomycota, Dothideomycetes, Mycosphaerellales, Dissoconiaceae. The record is from RefSeq and is a predicted model, not a curated record. The transcript has 2 exons. The annotation marks the transcript as partial. Gene Ontology annotation, molecular function: hydrolase activity.
AUGCCUUUCAAUACUUUCUCGGUCGCGACCGCGGUCACACCAUCUGUCAUAGAAACAUACUUGUCGCAUUACUUCAAUCGCGGUCCUCUCCGUCAGAAACCCACUGCACACAUCUCCUAUCAUGAAGGUCUGCGCCUGAUCCGGAGAUUCCUCGAAUAUGCAUCCCUUCACACUAUCGAGGACAUUCAAGGUUUCACUGCCCAAUGGGUGCCAGCACCGACAUGGUGUCGCAUUCAGUCGUGCGAAAUUCCACCUCAAUUCUUGGAUCGAUCUGCAAAAGUCCUUCGCUCACAGCUGGGAAGCCUGGGAGUACGAUUGGUAGGAGGAGAAAAGUGGUGGCAAUGGAGGAGACCAGAAACACCCUUACACGCGGAGUGGAUUGAGAUGAAGAAGGAUUUCAAUGAACGCAAACGCGCCGGAUUGAAGUGCGAUCGUGUGAUACUUUACGUCCACGGAGGCGCCUACUAUUUUGGAUCGGUCGACGAGCAUCGCUACCAGAUGCAGCGUCACGCGCGUAAGCUCAAAACCCGAGUUCUCGCUCCUCGAUACCGUUUGUCGCCACAGUUCCCUUUCCCGUGUGGUCUCCAUGACUGCAUCGCAACCUACUUCUAUCUGCUCGAGCACUUUCCGCCAAACCAGAUCUUGUUCGCUGGCGACUCUGCCGGUGGCGGAAUGGUCAUCUCCAUGCUCGUUACCCUACGUGAUCAAGGGCUGCCCCUUCCUGCUGGUGCCAUGUUGUUGUCACCGUGGGUCGACUUGACCCACUCUUUUCCAUCUGUCGCCGGUGAAGGACUCCUUGACUAUAUCCCGCCCGCAGGGUUCCACCACAAGCCCUCUCUGGCAUGGCCACCGCCACCCACCGAGCCAAUGCAGAGGAAAUUCACCCAGCCCAUCGAGCAAGCGUUUGACGUGGUGGAGCUUCCAGCAGCCAACGAUCUGGACCUUCGCACCCCUAUGAACCGGAACAUGACUCCGGGCCUCGGGGACAAGAUCGAAAUCGAGAUCGAUGGCAAGAAGGUGUUGAUCACGGAACAAAUCCAGAUGUACGCCAAAAAUGAGCUUCUCGCUCAUCCUCUGGUCUCACCGGUGCAGCAGCCAUCUUUAGGUGGUCUCCCGCCUCUGCUGAUUCAAGUCGGCGGCGGUGAGAUAUUGCGAGACGAGCAAAUUUAUCUCGCGCAUAAGGCCGCAGACCCAAAGAACUAUCCUCCUUGCGAUGCCAUCCUUGAUGAUUACGAUCCCCGUCGUAUGACACUCAAGCGAUAUCCUCCAACAAACGUCCAGCUUCAAGUGUGGGAGGAUUUGUGUCACGUCCCGCAUACUCUGUCAUUCACACGACCAGCUAAGCACAUGUACCGUUCUGUUGCUCAAUUCGGCGCCUGGGCAUUGGCACACGCCCAAAACAAAAGUAUCGACAUUCCCGAUGAUGACGCUAUCUCAGUAAUCAGUACUCAGUCCACUAAUAGUAAUGCAAGCAAGAGGAAUGUUAGAGUCGGGACUUUUGGCAGUAUCGGCGACGAUGGCGUCACAUCGACUCAAUUAGUGCUAGAGUCGAUCGGGGCUGUAGGCAGGGCUGGAGAUGAGCUACCACCAUUUGAAGAUAACAUGAUCAGGCAACGAGUGAACCGACACGGUCUCAUCUUCCCGCUGCCACAUCAAUCCGAGAUCGCCAGUCUUCAUCUAGACCCCGCUACGAUUGGUGCCAUCAAGCCAGGUCCUGUGCGCAAGUGGCUGGCUAAGCGCGCCGAAAUGGACAAGAAGUUUGAGAAGGAGUAUAAGAAGGUGCAAAAGAAACGCGAAAAGGAAGCCGCGCUAGGCUACGAUCCUAUCGAGGAAGGAGAAGAGCCACCAUUGACGGCUCUCUACCGUCGAAGAAAGCGGGGCACCGGCCCAGAGGAGAAGAAGAAGGACAAGAAAGGCUGGGGUCUCGCCUUGUGGAGUGGUUGGGGUAGCUCUCACGAUGAAGACACCCUCGACAGGGAG